CAGAGACCUAGUCGUGGCAAUGAAUACGGGACAUGCGAGCAAGCACAAAAAGCACCGCCGUCAUUAUCAUGCUAAUCCCCGAGAAGAUGAGCGAUAUGUAGACUACUCGGAAUCCAGAAAAUCCUCUUUCACCGAACACAGCAGUCGCUCUCACCGACACAGUGAAUCAAAGCAUAAGCACAGGAGGCACCGAGAUUAUGGGGAAUCUAGAAUGCAUUCGGACCUUUCUGCGCACAAUCAGUAUCGAGAGUUCCGAAAAGAUAGGAGUGCUGAACGUGACGAACCUAGAAUAUCGGACAGACGUAGCCGUUCGGAAAAGAAGAAACAUCACAGGUCACGUGAGCGCUCCGGAGACUUCGAGAAAUCUGGUUCAGAUUCUGAGGAGCUAUCUGUGAAGAUUGAGGAAAACGAAGAUGAAGAAUCAAUAAUCGAAAAACGUCGUCUUGAGCGACAGCGUCUUUUGGAGCAACUCUCUAGAACAGGGCAGAGUGCGAGCCCAUCGUCUCCCGCACGCCAGACUACCCCACCCAUGCCUAGCGCUAUUCCACAUACUGAGAGCUUGACAGAGAUGGUGGUUGACAAUGACGCCGAGUUGUUUGAUUUCGAACAAGCCAUGAAGGACAAACUUCUUCAUUCGGCUGCCGCGACCGUAGAAGGCGAUAAUACCGAUUCGCCCAGUGGACGGUUGUCCGGAGUGGAAGCACCUGCGGCCCGUGCACUGCUCAACGAACGGAAGCGAAUUUGUUUGAAUUCAGACUUGGCGCAACCACCUACUGCACCAAAGGCUACUAAGUUCGAUAUGUUCGCUGACGAAGUCGAGGUUGGUGUGCAUGAUGCACCUGGUACCAUGGCACCUGGUGCAAUGGCGUCGGAAAAUCAUUCUCUGGUCGACAACUGGGAUGAUGCUGAGGGAUACUAUCGUGUUCGCAUCGGAGAGGUCUUGGACAAACGCUACGCUGUGUAUGGAUACACCGGGUUCGGAGUGUUCUCCAACGUUGUUCGGGCUCGUGAUAGUGCCCGUGGUAAUCUUGAGGUGGCCAUAAAAAUUAUCCGGAACAAUGAAGUUAUGCACAAGUCAGGUUUAAAGGAGUUAGAGGUGCUGAAAAAGCUCAACGACGCCGAUCCUCACGAUCGGUACCAUUGUCUCCGAUUGUAUCGACAUUUCUUUCACAAAAACCACUUGUGUAUGGUCUUCGAGUUGAUGAGCAUGAACCUACGCGAAGUGCUCAAAAAGUACGGGCGGAAUAUCGGGCUUCAUAUUGCAGCAGUUCGUUCAUACACACAACAGAUACUAUUGGCUCUAAAGUUGAUGCGCAAAUGUGGUAUUCUGCACGCGGAUAUCAAACCAGACAACAUUCUGGUUAAUGAAAACAAGAUUCUGCUCAAACUUUCGGAUUUUGGUUCAGCCUCAACCAUUCAAGAUAAUGAAAUUACACCUUAUCUCGUCUCGCGAUUUUAUCGGGCUCCGGAAAUAAGUAACAUCAUCACCACCACCACUGUCUUUGUCCCGAAUCGAGAGACGGAACUAACCGAAAACACGUCGUCCAUCGUUGUGCACGGCGGUAUCAGCUCCGGCCGCUCUCGAGUGGUACACCCGCUACGGCUGAUCGCCAUGACUGUCACGGUGGCAGCUGGGAUACUGCUUUUUGUUGUCGCCCCCUGUCCUGAGCUCCGCACCACUGUUAGCUACCGCCCGUCUGCCGAACACUUCCCCCACCUGCUAAAUCUCGACGAUCUAUCAUUCUCUCCAGUCCUAGGUGUACCCUAUGAUUACAAUGUGGAUUUGUGGUCAGCCGCUGUCACACUUUUUGAGUUGCACACCGGGCAUAUCUUGUUUCCGGGCAAGACAAACAACGAAAUGCUUCGGUUGAUGAUGGAGGUUCGUGGACGAGUGCCUAAUCGAGUUAUUCGGCGUGGCAUGUUUCGAGCGCAGCACUUCGAUGAGCAAUGCAACUUCCUCUACCACGAAAUUGAUAAAGUCACGCAAAGGGAAAAGGUAACGGUUAUCCGUAAUCUGCAACCAACGCGUGAUUUGAUGACGGAGCUUUCGGCGGACACAAAAAUGAGUGAGCCGAUCCUUCGAAAAGUCACUCAAUUUAAGGACCUACUGGAAAAGAUGCUUGUGCUGGAUCCUGCGCGUCGACUACCCCUGAACGAGGCCCUUCAACACCCGUUUAUCACCGAGCGUAUGUCAGUCGAAAGUGCCGCUUCAGUCCAACCAUCCUGAUGGAUUCUACUCAUGUUUUCAUGUGUAAAAAUGUAAAAAGACUACUCGUUUGUCA
Messenger RNA from Opisthorchis viverrini, 2282 nucleotides. RefSeq lists its product as hypothetical. Lineage: Eukaryota; Metazoa; Platyhelminthes; Trematoda; Opisthorchiida; Opisthorchiidae. Gene Ontology annotation, molecular function: protein serine/threonine kinase activity; ATP binding. The transcript is spliced from 9 exons. Gene Ontology annotation, biological process: peptidyl-threonine phosphorylation; peptidyl-serine phosphorylation; mRNA cis splicing, via spliceosome. Bases 20 to 2227 code for a protein of 735 amino acids. The record is from RefSeq and is a predicted model, not a curated record.